Messenger RNA from Cotesia congregata, 852 nucleotides. The record is from the annotation of a GenBank genome assembly. NCBI's taxonomy places the organism in Eukaryota, Metazoa, Arthropoda, Insecta, Hymenoptera, Braconidae.
AUGAGUUUGUGCAGCGAUGGAAGAAUAUUAGAUAAAAUAGUAUUGCAGAAUCCUCAACCUGUUUGGAAUAAGAUGAGUGAAUUGAUAAAAUUGUGUUUUUCUGAACGCACAAAUCCGGUUGUCAUUACUGAUGAUUUAGUUGACGCAAUCUAUGGACUUUCACGAGAUAUCGAUCAUCCAAAUGUCAACGUCAUUGACCGCAACUAUCAAGCAAGACAAAUUCAGAUAUUCAACCGCGCUUAUCCGACGUAUAUUCUUUCCGCUAAUUCAGCUAGUCAAUUGAAAGAUCUGUUACAUGCAUUGAAGUCAUCGCCGACAUGGAGCAUUAAAUCUGUAUUUUUUAUCAUUGGAACCAACGCAGAAUCUUGUGGCAACGCUUCGAAAAUGCUCCAAGUUCUCUGGGAAUUGAAUUUGAUCUCAACAUUUUACGUUUGCUACGAGCCGAAUAAUAAAGAGUUGAUGAUGCUGUACACGUAUAAUCCUUUUACCAACCGAGCUCCUGAACCGUGGGCGGAAGUGGAAUCAACCGACAGGCCAGACGAUCGAUGGACUCUCUACAAACAGCCUUAUAUAAAUGACAAAGGAGCUUGUAAAAGUUUUAACUAUGACAAAACAAAAUCUCUAGAUGGUUACGAAGUAAAAGCUGUUAGUAGAUCAUUCUCGAAUUAUACGCGUGGUAAAAAAUACGAUAUUGACUCUUUACAAAAACAUAACAAAUUUGAAGAUGAUAGUUAUGCGGAAACCUUAUUUUCUGCUUUAAAUGUCACGCCCAUCAUAUACUAUGAUCAAAAAGGUUAUCGGAUUAAUCAUACUGCAUCUGGGGAUUUGAAGGGAUUAAUGGAUAGACUAUAA